GGAGCCGUGUGGCGGCGCGCGGGCUCUCGGUGUCUCCGGCCGGACCGGGCCCAGCGCAGCCCCAGCCCCGUCACGGGCCCCGCCGCCCGCCCGCGACCCUGCCCGACCCCGCCCGGCCCCCGGCCCGCUCAAUGCCCACGGCGUUCUGUCGGAGGCUCCUUGGCACAUUUAUGGCGAUUCUGCGCGUCAGGGCAGACUUCUGCCAGGCCCAGCACCGCAGCCUGGCUGCCAAGUGAGCGGCGGGCGCCGUGCCGCAGCGUGCGCCGCCCCUGCCCUGCCCUGCCCUGCCCUGCCCUGCCCUGCCCUGCCCUGGCAGCCUGGCGAGGCAGCGGCCCGCUCCGGUUGAUGGGAUUGCUGCUGGCCCCGGGGAGCGCACCGCUGGCCCUGCCCUGCCCUGCCCUCCCCGCUGCCUCCAUGUAGGACAGGCCGCCCAGCCUGGCACUUCCGCGAGUCUCAAGGAAACCACCCCGCCAGGAACUGAGGAUUCAGGCAAAGCUGCUUUUUCUAGGAGCAAAAUCCCCGAGGAACAAACCCAUCAAAGCAAGCUCUGAUCAAUCCCAGCCAUAUUAGUGGUCUUUUUGAUGUUUUCUGCUGUGAAACGUUUCCAAGGUCAUUGAUUUUUUUUUUGUUUUGGUUUCCCCCUUUAUUUUGAUUUUUUUUUCUUUUUUUUGGGGGGUUUUUUAAAGUUUUUUUUUUUGGCCCCUCACACAUUUUCUUUGCCAUUAUGAACCGUCCAGCCCCCGUGGAAAUUACUUAUGAGAAUCUGCGUUUCCUGAUCACUCACAACCCAACCAAUGCAACCCUCAGCAAGUUCAUCGAGGAGCUGAAGAAGUAUGGGGUGACAACCUUGGUGCGAGUUUGUGAUGCCACUUAUGAUCAAGCUCCAAUCGAGAAAGAAGGAAUCCAAGUUCUAGACUGGCCCUUCGAUGAUGGAGCUCCGCCCCCGGGCCAGAUCGUGGAGGACUGGCUGAACCUGCUGAGAACCAAGUUCCGCGAGGAGCCCGGCUGCUGCGUGGCUGUGCACUGCGUGGCUGGGCUGGGCAGGGCUCCCGUCCUGGUCGCACUCGCUCUCAUUGAAUGUGGAAUGAAGUAUGAGGAUGCAGUUCAGUUUAUAAGGCAGAAAAGGAGGGGAGCUUUCAAUUCCAAACAGCUGCUUUAUCUGGAGAAAUACCGGCCCAAGAUGAGAUUACGCUUCAAAGAUGCCAACGGUCACUGCUGUGUUCAAUAAAAAACCACAAAAACCAAAAUAUUGAUCUCAAAAGGAAGGCAGAAGUGAGCGGGGGGCUCUUCUCUGGACUCUUGGCACCUGGAAAUGUGAAUCUGGAAUCAAAAAAAAAAGGAAAAAAAUGUCAUUAAAUUAGUGGUGGAGUCAGUGCUCCUCAACCUCUGUCCUAAAAAAAAAAAGGGUGAUGAUGAUUGAGAGGAAAAAAACCCCAAAAUUAGAAAAAUAUAUAAUAAUAAUAAUAAUAAUUAAAAAAGCCAAUUAAGAGAAACAUUUCAGUGAAGGAUUGUUUUCUCCUUAAGCUGCAAACCUGCAAGGAGAAAAGCAGUUUCUGAACCUUCUGUAUUUUUAACUUUUUAAGAAAAGAAAUAAAGUCAACUUUAUGUCUAAGGAAAA
Passer domesticus (house sparrow) is the source of this 1618-nucleotide messenger RNA. RefSeq names its product protein tyrosine phosphatase 4A2 (gene PTP4A2). The transcript has 6 exons. Gene Ontology annotation, molecular function: protein tyrosine phosphatase activity. The coding region runs from base 725 to 1228 and encodes 167 amino acids. NCBI's taxonomy places the organism in Eukaryota, Metazoa, Chordata, Aves, Passeriformes, Passeridae. Gene Ontology annotation, biological process: protein dephosphorylation. The record is from RefSeq and is a predicted model, not a curated record. Gene Ontology annotation, cellular component: cytoplasm; nucleus.